AUGGUUUCCAUCGGGCCUACUACCAUCGCCUCCUCGCUCUUUGGGCUCGCGCUGUUGGCUCUCUCUGCUGCGGAAGACGCGAAAACCGGCUGGUCGAGCGUCGACCUCGAAAGUAUCACGGAAGCUGACUACGAUCUGUUGUACAAGGCGUGGGGUAACAACAGCGCCUAUGCUCCGGGAGUGACCACGUACGGUUGGGGCACCAGCAUUUUUGGGUUGGGAACCAAAAACGCGUCGAUGGCAGAGGGCAGCAAAGCGGGUACGGCGACCGACUACCACUUCAGUGUGAAUGGCUGCACUUUGAAACCUGACCAAACAGAGCUCGUGGGGGAAUGUGACGACAUGGAGUGCACAUUCAUCAACUACGCGGCUUACGAGGUCUACAUUACCUCGGACCCGCAAAGCAACACUCUCAAGGUGACGGCGAUCACAGCGAAAAGCGAACCCUAG
This is a messenger RNA of Phytophthora sojae, 450 nucleotides long. RefSeq lists its product as hypothetical. Bases 1 to 450 code for a protein of 149 amino acids. Lineage: Eukaryota; Oomycota; Peronosporomycetes; Peronosporales; Peronosporaceae. The transcript has a single exon. The record is from RefSeq and is a predicted model, not a curated record.